Molecule: messenger RNA, 1077 nt
Organism: Nicrophorus vespilloides
Lineage: Eukaryota; Metazoa; Arthropoda; Insecta; Coleoptera; Silphidae
Product: muscle M-line assembly protein unc-89-like
Exons: 5
Coding region: 1-984 (327 amino acids)
Biological process (GO): synapse organization
Cellular component (GO): neuron projection membrane
Source: RefSeq, a predicted model, not a curated record
AUGCGCUUCGCUUUAGCAAGUGCUGCAUGCGAAAUUCCGUUCCAGCUAGAAGCAACAACCAGUAUACAUUAUUUUCGUGCACGUCAGAGCUCGAACGUCAAAAAGUUCGGAGCGACUAAUAAACGCAGAGCUGCGACGACGACGAAACUAAUUAACGUUGACUGUUGUAUUUUCGCAGGAUACGGCUGGGAUAGGCCUCAGGCGGUGCCAGAGGAGCCGCCGCCGACGCCGUCAACUCCAUCAUUGGAACCACCCAAAUUCGAUAUGAUCAUUAAAGAAAUCGAUGCGAACCUUGGUGAAACCGUCCUGCUGCCCUGCACCGUCCGGAAUCUCGGCGACAAAGUUAUCUCAUGGAUAAGGACCCGAGAUCUAUCGAUACUAACAUCUGGAACGUUCACGUUCUCAGCGGACAGCCGUUUCGAGUCGGUGUACUCACACGAAGCAGAUUUCUGGGGAUUAAGGAUACGUGGCGUCAAAAUCACGGACACCGGCCAAUACGAAUGUCAGGUCAACACGGAUCCGAAGAUGAACCUGGCGGUAGCCCUCACAGUUGCCGAUAGCAGAAGACCUGCAGGGAUGAGCUACAAGUUCACCAACGUGGCUACAAUAAAGUCGCCGAGGGAGGUGUACGUGCGAGUCGGACUUCCUAUAUCUCUGACCUGCGAGAUAAUCCCGACGUCCGAUUCCGGAUCAUUGGCUGAGAAAUCGCGCGUCCGAUGGAUGCACAAGGGCCAGGAAAUAACGUCCGAGUCCGAUAGGGGCGGAAUUUCCGUGGAUACGGAUUACAGGGAGAGGAAGAUCACCAGUCGUUUGAGAGUUUCCAUGGUGACCGCUGACGACGAGGGCUUCUACACGUGCACCCAAGAAGCCACCAGACAGGAUUCCGUCAAGCUGAGCGUGGUUCAAGGUAAGCCACUACAUUACAAACAACCGUGUUUACAGCCUACUCGGAUUGUUGUUGUAUUACGUAUUACAAACAAAUGAAACAUGACACCCUCCCACCAUCAGUCGGAUGGACCCUUUAUUUACAAUUAAAGCUUUCAUCUGGGAUUCACAGAGUACACCAAAUUAACGCAU